AAGCAUCUUUUGUCAAAUGCUGUGGCCACUUCCUUUUCAAAAGCCUCCAGCCAGCUUUGCGUUCUGCAGACCAACCCGGCUGUGAUCGGUAACAGGACUGACUGUACUCUAGGACUCAAGCUCGGUCAAGGAGUGUGAUGACUGGGGAGCAGAUGGCCUCCUUCCAUCAGCCGUCAUCCCCCAAUGCCCUGGAGCGGCCCCUGAAGAUCGGCUGGCUGAAGAAGCAGCGGUCCAUCGUGAAAAACUGGCAGCAGAGAUACUUUGUGUUAAAAGGCCAGCAGUUGUACUACUACAAAGAUGAAGAGGAUGUCAAGCCUCAGGGCUCCAUGUAUCUACCAGGAAGCACCGUCAAAGAGAUUGCCACGAAUCCAGAAGAAGCUGGGAAAUUUGUCUUUGAAGUCAUUCCAGCCUCAUGGGACCAGAGUCGAACGGGACAGGACUCCUACGUCCUCAUGGCCAGCUCACAGUCCGAGAUGGAGGAGUGGGUGAAAUCUAUCCGAAGAGUCACUGGGGCGCCAUCUGGAGUGGUAUUUGGUCAGCGACUGGAUGAGACUGUGGCAUAUGAACAAAAAUUUGGGCAUUACUCAGUGCCCAUCCUGGUAGAGAAGUGUAUGGAGUUCAUCAGAGAACAUGGCUUGAAUGAGGAAGGUAUCUUCCGACUGCCUGGUCAGGACAACUUGGUGAAGAAACUGAGGGAUGCCUUUGAUGCUGGGGAGCGACCCUCUUUUGAACGAGAUACAGAUGUCCAUACUGUGGCCUCCCUGUUGAAGCUCUACCUUCGAGAACUCCCUGACCCCGUGGUGCCCUGGAGUCAAUAUGAGGGAUUUCUGCUGUGUGGCAAACUUAUGAAUGCAGAUGAAUCAAAGGCUCACCAGGAGCUGAUGAAGCAGAUUUCCAGUCUUCCCAGAGACAAUUACAACCUUUUGAGUUACAUCUGUAGGUUCCUACAUGAAAUCCAGUUGAACAGUGCCAUUAAUAAGAUGUGUGUGGAUAAUCUGGCCACUGUGAUUGGUGUGAACCUCAUCAGGCCCAACAUAGAAGACCCUGCGGUGAUCAUGACAGGGACUCUCCAGAUCCAAAGAGUGAUGACCAUGAUGAUUCGGGACCAUGAAGUGCUCUUCCCCAAAUCCAAGGACAUCCCCCCAUCUCCACCUGCUCAGAAACAUGACUCCAAGAAGUCUCCAGUCCCUCGGAGCUCAGUUGGCUGGGAUGCUGCUGAGGAUUCCUCCAUACCUCGGGCAGACAGUUUUAAUCAGACGACCAGUGAUGCCGAUAAAAGCUCCACCGGCCUAAAGGCAGCUGAUGGACCCCCGGAAUUGGAGACCUGUAAAGAGACUAAGGAACCGUCAGGAUCGUGGAAGCUGCAGUCUCGAAAAAGGACUCAAACGCUUCCGAACAGGAAGUGUUUCUUAACUUCAGCCUUGACCAACAGUAACAGCAAAGUGGAGAUCUUCAACACAGAGUUCUGGUCCCCCUCCCCUGAAGGCAAAGCCAGCGGGCACAAAAGAACGCUGUCUCAAGAUCUGCAUCGCUUGGCAGACUCUGAGCAGACUUCCACGUGCAAAAGCAUCCUCCCCAGUUUAUCAUCCACUGGGGACAAAACCAGCCUGCCCGAUUCCCAGCCAGCCUCCACCUCCAACGCCCCGACCAGCAUAAGCCCUGAGGAGAAAGGGUCUGCUCAGGAAGACCAGGAGUCUCUGCAGAAGGUGAUUGUAGAGCUGAAAAAGGAAAUGGAAGAGCAGAGCCGGGUCUAUGAGGAACGAAUCAAAAGCCUGGAGAAGGAGAACUAUGACGUUUGGGCCAAAGUCGUGAGACUGAAUGAAGAAUUGGAGCAAGAGAAGAAGAAGUUAGCUGAGCUGGAAAUCAGCUUUCAAAACAUGGAGCGCUCACGGCAGGACAUGGAGAAGAGGAACAAGGUCCUGGAGGAGGAGCUCAAAGAGUGUGCCAAGUUGAAGUUGACGAAAGAGCCCAACUCAAAUGCGUGAUGUUGGAGAGGGCGGACGGUGCCUAUUUAGGGCACAGGCUGUCUUCUGUGAGGACCUGGGAUGUGAUGCAGGCACAAUUGCCUCUCAUUCCUAUUAGAGGACUUGGAAGCAAAAAUACUCCCUGUGAGAGUAAGGACCUCUUGGGAAACAAACCACAAAGAAAGAGCCUUCACUUGUCCCAGGAAGUUACCUUGGUGGCCUAUAGAAGAUGUGGCAGAAAGGCUGCUGCAUGGAUGUCCCUACUGGAUGAGUCUGGAAAAGGAUAAGGCUUUUUCCUCUGUAUGCUAGGAUGAGUGAAGAUGACAUUUGUUCUUCUAAUAAUGAGUGAAUAUUUCUGACUGAAAACAUUCUGAGCAAACUGAAAUCAGGAGAGCUCAGAAAGCCAGCUGCUUCUGGGCCAUGGGUCUUGGUUUCCUGGCUCUCUGAGUCCUGAGAGACAAGAGACACACAGCGACAGUCAAUCAACUCUUCUUUAUCUGUAGUAGGAUUGAAGUGCCUUUUGAAUUCCUAACCAUUACUGCCUUGAAUAUGAGGCAGUUUGACAUAGUGGGACUCAGGACCUGGGUUCAAGUCUCAUCUUUGACACAUACUGCCUGUGUGACCCUGGGCAAGUCACUUACCCUCUAAGCGCUCUAUGCUACUCUCUAAGACUUGUAGUUGCAGAGAUGGUACUGAUUUGCUUUGAUAAAUUCAGUUUUCUCAUCUAAGUAUUCCUUAUAUCAAUGAAAUAAAAGAUUUGGUUCCUGUCCUUGAUAGUGCCUAGCAAGGUCCUUGGGUUACUUCCUUAUCUUUCAGCCAAUAUGUUCUCAAGGAUUGGAAACUACCACAGAAAGGCAAAACUGGGACUUUAGGGUGUGUUUGGUGCAAUUUAUCAUUUUACGGAAGAGGAAACUGAGGUUCAGGGCAGAGAUGUGCUUCCUGAUGUCAUAGACCAAGUUAGUGGCAGAACUGAGCCUAUAACCCAGGUCUCUUGGUUUUCCAUUCAAUGUUUUUUCCAUUGUCCCACAUUGCUUCUGUAAGGAGGUGAAUUUGUGGGAAGAAAAUAUAAACUAUUUCAAAGCUAAAAAGAAGCACCUUUUGAUUAUCUAUUGCUUUUAUUAUACAGGGCACUCACUACCUGGUUUUGGUUCAUUAUAAGGAGAAACAUACUAACAAAGAGAGCUGUGGAAAAAGGCUGAUGAAUUGCCUUGGGAUGUAAUGAAUUCCAGUCAUUGGAGGUUUCCAAAUGGAAGCUGGAUUUUUGUAGAAGGGCAUUCCCAUUGGACUAAUGACCUUUAAGAGAGCUGAGACCUUCUGACUCUGCAAUAGUAAUAAUGCAUAUAAGUGAACAAGCACUUAUUAAAUACCUACUAUGUUCCAAGCAUUGUGCUAUAAAUAUUUUGGAUAUACAACCUAAACUAAAGCAUUUGUGUCUUCAAGUUAACAAGCAUUUAUGAAGCACCUACUGUGUGCCAGGCACUGUACUAUGCCUAUUUUGGGGAAAUAAAACCAAAACCGAAAUCAUCCCUGCCUUCAAGUCAAUAAAAUUUAUUAAGCACCUC
Molecule: messenger RNA, 3526 nt
Organism: Vombatus ursinus (common wombat)
Lineage: Eukaryota; Metazoa; Chordata; Mammalia; Diprotodontia; Vombatidae
Gene: ARHGAP25
Product: Rho GTPase activating protein 25
Exons: 11
Coding region: 138-1985 (615 amino acids)
Biological process (GO): actin filament organization; activation of GTPase activity; negative regulation of small GTPase mediated signal transduction
Cellular component (GO): phagocytic cup
Molecular function (GO): GTPase activator activity
Source: RefSeq, a predicted model, not a curated record